UAGACAGUUAUGUCUAAAAUCUUUACUUUGAAUGCACACUGAAAAAGGCACGUAACACGAAAUUAAAUUAAACAUGAAAUGUUCAUGUAGAAAUACUAUUUUCUUGUAAAACAUGCUCCAAUAUCCUUUUUUGUUUACAACUUUGAUUUAGUUUUUUCAGUGCAUUUGGCAACGUCAGUAAACUCCUACUGACAUCAAAGACUCUUCAGAUGUCGUUCAGUGUGUUUGUUCAACAGGUUUAACGUGCUAAAGGGUGGAGCACUGAACCCCCAAUAACAAAAAAAAAAAGAAAGAAAAAGAAAUCAGUGACAUCUGGUAUUCAGCAGCUUUGUGUUUUAUUUCAUUCUUUGACUGAAAUUACUGCUCAGAGAUGUGAACUUUGACUAUAAAGAUGAACUCGGUUAUCAAAAUGUACAAUUUUCAUUUUCAUUGUUCUUCUGUGAUCACUAAAAAUUCAGUUUCAGUUACUGCUGAUGAAAUUGACAGAAUUAAUAAUAAAAAUAAUAAAAAUAUAUUUGAUUGUAUCACCCAUCUGUAUUAAAUUACCUUCAAAUGUGGUUUUGUAAUAAAUUUAAAAAAAGUGUGUCAGAAGGUCUUUCAAUCACAUGUCACAGUGUUAGUCACUUUACUGUCGUUAGUUGAUCACAAUAGAGGGAGUUUCACUGGCACAACAGCUUGAGCUCAAAUACCUUCAUUCUCUCACUGGAUUCACACUGAGAUACUAAACUACUGCGGAGAAACUUACAGAAAUCAGACAAAUCAACAGAGAAAUGAAUCCAGAACACACAGGUAUGUUGGAAUUUAUGUACUAUAAUUAUAGAAAACUGAUAUGAUAGUCACUGUAGAUAAUGUUAGAGAAACCUACAUGGCAAAACCUGUUUAACUAGAUUGUAACUGAUCUCAAUGACAAUCAUGUGUUUUACACAGUUAAAAUGGGUGAUUUCUGAAUAUAUACUGUAGAUCUUCACAUAAACAAUAAAAUGGGAUCCAAAUGUUUAGUUAGUAGAUAAAAUAGUAGACUAUUACAUACACAACAUGAGUGUCUGUGUGCUGCCAGGUUAUCACGUUUGUGAUCUGUUAUUGUAGUUAUUAUGUUUCUGAUACGAUCAGUGUGUUUUUAGAUGUGUAAUUUUAGGCUUGCGUGAUUGUGAAUGAGACAAAUUGUCAAACUUUUUUGACAACUGUUUUUUUUUUUUUUUUAAGUCUAAAAGUUUACAAGAGCCAAUUUACUUCAACUUUUUUCACAAUACAUGUUCUGUGAAUGAUUGUUGUGCAUAUCGUUCUAAAGAAAAAAUAUAUAGUUUAUAUAUUUAAUCAAAAAUAUAAUUACUUCACCGUUGAAGUGUAUUUUCUUGUCAUCUGAUGUUACUGUACAUGUGCCAUAAUGUACUGAUGUCAUAUUUUCUCAUAUUUUGAGUUUUAUUAUAUAUGUUUUGUUUUUUUUCAUGUCUUUAUUUUAUACUUUAGUUCCUCAUGUAAUGUUUGUGGAUUAUGUGUUGGAAUUUAAGACACUGUCUCUUUAAGAGAACACACCCACUGUUGGAAGCCUAUUGGUAUUGAUGUUCAGUUAGUUGGAAAUAUAUGUACUCUGCAACUCUCUCUCUCUCUCUGUUUGAUAUAUAACAGUUUUUUUUUUUUUUUUCACCAAUUUUAUAGAACAUACCAAUUCCUCUUGUUAUUAAACACAUGUUUUUAUUGUGAAACACAUUUUUCAUGAGCCAUACCUUAUGGUAUAUAACAUUUAUUUAUUACUAUUAUUUCUAAUGUUUAUUUCUUACUAUUUCCCAGUGUCCGAUGAACCACCUGCUGUACAAGAGCUAAGGAUGGUGCUAAUCGGAAGAAGUGAAGCUGGAAAGAGUUCAAUAGGCAACGUAAUACUGGGUCGAGAGGCGUUUAAAGAAGGCACAACCACAGAGACUGAGCUACAGAGAGGAAGAGUAGAAGACAGAAACAUCUCCAUCAUCGACACUCCAGGAUUCUUCAACACUCAUCUCACUGAUGAAGAGAUGAGGAAGCAGAUGAUGAAGAGUCUGUAUCUCUCUGAUCCUGGUCCUCACGUGUUCCUGCUUGUCAUCCGACUCGACAGAUUCAUAGAAGAUGUGGUGAAGACCGUAAAAAAGAUUUAUGAGCACUUUGGAAAGGACACUUUCAUGUUCACCAUGGUGCUGUUCACGGGAAGAGAGGCGAUGUCCAAACGAGAAUGGAUCGAGUUCAGGCUGGACAGAAAAACUAGAGAACUCCUGAGCUUCUGUGAAGAGAAAUGUCACGUGAUCAUUCAUAAAAACAAGAAAGACAGGAAACAGAUCGCAAGCCUAAUAGAGAAUAUUGAUGAAGUUGUGAGGAAGAACGGACGAGAACAUUAUGUUAAAGAGGUCUAUGUGAAGAAUAGUCGAGAUGAGAUGAGGAUGAAGCAAAAGGAUGGAAAAGAGAAAAUCAGCGUACAGGAACAAAUGACAAGCCAAGAGAAAGAGACGAACAGAGAAGAAAACAACAGAGCAGAGCAUCAGAUUACAGAAGAAGAGAUAGAAAACGCUGUUCAGAAAGACCAAAGAGCAAAUGAGAGUGAAAAAGGAUCUCCAGAAGGCAAUCAAAGCAACCAAAAACAUGAAACAUGUUUGAUCAGGCAGGAGAAGAAAGAGACACCAGAAAAUAAUUUAAUAAAAGUGUCUGAUCUAAGGAUUGUUCUUCUUGGUAAAAGUGGAUCUGGAAAGAGCUCGACAGCAAACACCAUCCUGGGCAGAGAUGCGUUCAAAAGCAAGACGAGUCUCCCAUCAAGCGAUCAAACCUGUGAGAAACAAGAAGCAGGUGUGUGUGGAAGAAACAUCUCAGUGAUCGACACUCCAGGACUGUUUGAUCCAUCGAUGACGAGAGGCCAAAUGCAGGCUGAAAUACAAACGUGUGUAGAGAUGACGUAUCCUGGUCCUCAUGUGUUUCUGCUGGUCAUCAGACUGGACGAGAAAUUCACCAAAGACGAGAAAAACACAGUGAAAUGUAUUCAGGAGAACAUCGGAGAAGAUGCUUUACGUCACACUAUCAUCCUGUUCACUCACGCUGAUCAUCUGAGGGGAAAAUCAUUAGAUCAGUAUGUCGAAGACACUCCAGAUCUGCAGGCGUUUACUGAGGGUUUUGAUGGAAGAUUUCACUCGUUCAACAAUAAGAACUUAGAGAAUCUCUCUCAGGUCACUGAACUGCUGGAGAAGAUUGAGAAGAUGGUGGAGAGAAAUGGAGGGAAGCACUACACCAGUGAGACAUUUGUGAAAUAUCAGGAAGAGAUUAACAGCGAGAAAGAGGAGAUAGUCGAAGAUAGUCAACCAUCAAACUGGUUGAAAGGAAUGUUUGUUUUCUUCAUAGGAGCGCUAGCAGCUGCAGCGGUAGCUAGAAGUGGACUUGAAGGAUGAAGAACAUCCAACAGCGAAGCAAUAUGAACACAAAUAGUUGCAAAAUACUUAAUAUUUUUAUUUUCUUCAAUACUACAGAAUUUAACAAUAAUAGUGGAUAACUAUAAUGUAUAAUUUGUACUAUUUAUAAUUGUAUUUUUUUUUUUUUAUUAGGCUGGACCUAAAUAUAUGUGCUUAUCAAAUAAAACAAUGUUAAAAAGAUACAUGAUCUCAGAAUUUUUUUUUUUUUGAAUCAAGGAAAAGUGUUUUAAUUGAAAUCACAUUUAGCAGUUUUCCAUUGUCAAUAUUAGUCAUUUAAAAGAGCUUUCUGUCUGUCAGUCAUUUUGCGUGCUCUCUGCGAACACAUAUAUUCAUGUAGUUUACUUGUUUUUAUUUUUAACGUGGUGUCAUAACUUGCUUUGUGAGUUUACCUCUCUCAAAAAGGUAAAGGCUGUGGCUCUGUAACACACUUUAAGUUAUUGGUUUUAACCAGGCGAUCAGCUCAAGGUAUGGGGCGUGGCUACCAAUAAUGAAUCGUUUUAGCGAUAAUUAGUAAUCUAAGGUUGAUGACAAUGAAUUAUGGAUGUGUGAUUUCUAACAAUGACAACAACUGUGUUUUAGAGCUGUGUAUUUCAAACAUGUCCUGGAGCCUCCAGCACUGCACGUUUUCCUAUAAUUGAACAUGCCUGAUUCACCUCCUCAGCUCAUUAGUGACUGCAAGACCCAAACUGGGUGUUUCAGAAAAAGGGAGACAUAUAUGAAGGUAAAAUGACGUCAAAAAGAUUUGCAUGCGCAGGGUAAGAUUUGUGAAAGUGUA
Onychostoma macrolepis is the source of this 4194-nucleotide messenger RNA. RefSeq names its product GTPase IMAP family member 8-like. The transcript has 2 exons. Lineage: Eukaryota; Metazoa; Chordata; Actinopteri; Cypriniformes; Cyprinidae. The record is from RefSeq and is a predicted model, not a curated record. Gene Ontology annotation, molecular function: GTP binding. The coding region runs from base 1728 to 3398 and encodes 556 amino acids.